Messenger RNA from Adineta steineri, 834 nucleotides. The record is from the annotation of a GenBank genome assembly. NCBI's taxonomy places the organism in Eukaryota, Metazoa, Rotifera, Eurotatoria, Adinetida, Adinetidae.
AUGAAAAUACUUCUAGCUUUCGCUACUCUCUUCUCUUUUUUAAUUUUACCAAAUAAUGCUCAUACACAGGGUACAAUAACGGUCGAUUCAAUUACUUUUGAUAAAAUUUUACAACGUUUUCAUACAGUUCUACUUAAAUUCGACGAUAAAUUUCCUUAUGGUCCUUUCCAAGAUAGUUUUAAAGAUUUGGUUGAUAGCGUUGCUAAUGCAAAAGAUUUUGUUAUUGCUGAAGUUCCUGUAACUGAUCGUGAUAAUAGAGAAAACUAUCAUUUUGGUUUAAACUAUUAUGCAUUUAAACCGGAUUUUCCCGUAUAUAGAUUGUUUAUUAAAGAUACACCCACGCCAAUUAAGUAUGUUGGUGAUCGAACAGCAGAUGAUUUGAAACGUUUUCUAUUACGAAAUACAAAGGUUUGGCUUGGUUUGUCUGGUACAAUCGAACUCCUACAUGAACUUAGUGGAGAAUUUAUUGAUGCUACAUUAAAUAAUGAUACAGAUACACAAACUCUAUUGUUAGAAAAAGCACAAAAUCGAGUCAAUACCAUACUCGAUACGAAAGAUCAGAAAAGUGGUGAAAUGUAUUUGAAAAUUAUGGAAGCUGUUAUGAAAGAUGGCAUUGAAUUUUUUAAACGUGAAGAACGGCGUAUUCACAAUUUACUUAAAGGAAAGGUUACCAAAGAAAAGAAAAUUGAAUUACGACAUCGAGAACAUAUUCUUCUCUCAUUCAAACCAUUAAAAGAAUCAGUUAGUAAAAUGGCGGAUGCAGCUAAAGAUGAAGCUGCGAGUGCCAACGAACAAAUUCAAGAAACGACUAUGGAUGCUCAUAAAGAAUUAUAA